GGGAGUGGGUUAAUUAAGCAAAAGCCGCUUAAUUACUUUGGAAGGUAUGGGAAGGGAAGGGCAGACAAUCCAUCUCCAAUUACUUGUUACAGAAAUCCUCUACUGGUCUGAAAAUGCUUUGUCUUCCCAAUACGCUGCCCUCUCUCUCUCUCUCUCUCUCUCUCUCUCUCUCUCUCUCUCUCUCUCUACAUAUUUAUAUCUCUUCUUCUGACAUGCCAUUUCAUUCCGACUCCUCCCAAUCCAAUCACCAAAACCAAAUUUAUGAGCUUGUUCUACGUCGCCAUGACCAAACCCAACUUCUUCUUUCUCUUUCUUGCGUCUCUCCUCUUCUCGUCUCAUCACUCCUCCUUCACCAUUUGCAGUGCAGCAGUCGAGGACUCUGAUGAAGUUGGUGAUGAAACUCCAUUUACUUAUCUUGAAGGAACUGGUAAAGGACCAAAGAAAUGGGGAGAAAUUGACCCUCAUUGGAAAGUUUGUGAUACUGGAAAAUUGCAGUCUCCAAUCGAUCUUCUUGACCAAAGGGUGCAGGUUUUCCCUCACUUGGGGAAAUUGAAAAGGGGUUACAAACCAGCUCCUGCUACUGUGAAGAACCGAGGUCAUGACAUCACGAUGAGGUGGAACGGAGAUGCAGGAAAAAUCAACAUAAAUGGGACUGAUUAUAGACUGUUACAAUGUCAUUGGCAUUCACCCUCUGAACAUACGUUUAAUGGAUCAAGGUAUGCUUUGGAGUUUCAUGGUCAUUUAAGCUCUACCGGAAAGAUUGCUGUAAUUGGAAUUGUGUACAAAUAUGGUCGACCUGAUCCCCUCCUUUCAAAGCUAUUCCACCACAUAAAAUCGGUUGGGAUAGAAGAGGAGGUUGACAUAGGGAUUAUUAAUCCCGGGGAUAUUAAGUUCGGAAGCAGAAAGUACUACAGAUAUAUCGGUUCUCUUACCGUUCCUCCGUGCACUGAGGGUGUAAUUUGGACAAUCGUCAAAAAGGUGAGGACAGUUUCAAGGGAGCAAGUGCAUGCACUAAGGGAGGCUGUACAUGAUGGAUUCGAGAUGAAUGCAAGGCCAACUCAAGAACUGGAUGGAAGACCAGUGCUGUUAUACACUCCAAGGGACAUUGGAGGUUCUGCUUAAUUAGUGUAAAAGUACAUUAGAGAGGGAUAUGUGUGCUUUUUCUUCUUUACCCAUAUAUAUUGAAAUUGAAGUUUAAUAGUUUCGCACUUAUUGAAUGUUGGUUGUAUGCAUCAUUUGUCACAUCACGUGGUACACCAAUAUGAUACAAAAAAAUGUUGUCUCCCUACUCUAUAUUAAGAUAUAUCUAUUUGGAUACUCUCA
Molecule: messenger RNA, 1323 nt
Organism: Malus domestica (apple)
Lineage: Eukaryota; Viridiplantae; Streptophyta; Magnoliopsida; Rosales; Rosaceae
Product: alpha carbonic anhydrase 4-like
Biological process (GO): one-carbon metabolic process
Molecular function (GO): carbonate dehydratase activity; zinc ion binding
Source: RefSeq, a predicted model, not a curated record